This is a messenger RNA of Morone saxatilis (striped sea-bass), 1088 nucleotides long. RefSeq names its product regulator of G-protein signaling 1. The record is from RefSeq and is a predicted model, not a curated record. NCBI's taxonomy places the organism in Eukaryota, Metazoa, Chordata, Actinopteri, Moronidae.
GUGUGUGUGUUGGGCUGCGCUUCUCAAGAAGUCUCUGUCUGACACGGACAAGUUGAGGCAGAGGAGAAGGUGUGGCGGGCGGCGGGAGUCAUGAGGAGGAGGCCUCUCGGUGCCAUUCAGCUGUCACGGAGGGAAACUUUCUGGAACUUUACUCAUGUCUGUCUUCAUUCCGCGAGCCCUCUUAAUGUCUCUGUGCAUAUAUUAGUGCUGGAGCAGCAGGGAGGUCCGACUGAGCCGAGGACAGGUCUCAGACAGCGGCAGAAGCACAGUCGCAGGCUGGAUUUCGCUGUCUUUGGAGAAUCGGCGUUUCUGAACGUUCAUGUCGCUUAUAAGAUUUGGACAUCUGCCAUGAAGAGAGCUUAACAACCGCUGGACGAAGAGCACUCCCUCCAUAACUUCUCAUACAGCUACCAUGCGUAGAUUCAGCUCUGAGGGAUCCCUCCUGGACCUAGACUUCCUCCCUUGGAAGAGGGUUGCACUGAAAAAGCCAGAUAAUGCAAACAACCGGGAGUCUGGGACCUACACACCUCACACGGAGGAAGAUGAGCUGGACGGGAGAUCGGCCGGUCCCACCAUCCGGGAGCCCAGAGCGAGUCCCAGCGAAGCAAGGCAGAAGGAGCUGACCAAGGAGCACAGCGUUAGCGUAGAGAACCUGAGCGAGCUGGGGAAACUGGACAAAAACCACCUCGGAGUGUGCGCCAUCAGUGAAAGCUGCAGGGCCUACAGUGACAGCCAGCUGGCUCCGGCCGCCCAGGGCAGCUCGGAGAGCGUCGAGAGAGAUGACCUGCCUCCCCCAUCUCCCUCGUCUUUCUUAAACCUUUUCCCCUUCAAAACCCUGGACCGGCACCACCCUAAACCCAAACUGUCAUCUGCUAAACUGCACCUCAAGAGUCUGUUUGGGCAGAGUCCUCAUUCCUCAAACUCCAACCUGUCCAACUCAGAACAAAAAGACAGUGCUACAGAGAGGAGGUCUCGUCUGCUCUUCAUGCGUCAGUGGAGUCAGGUGGGCCACAGUAAAAGGGGGAAAAUCAGUCGAGAAGAGUUGGAAAAAUGGACAGAGUCCCUGAACACCCUGCUGGCCAGCCAAA